AUGGCGGUCGGGGAGCAGUUGAAGCGGAAGGUAGAGGCUGUACAGGAAACUUGGCUGGUGCAGUGGUUUGCGUUUUUGCCCCGUUGUCCCUGGCUUGGUGUCAAGGAAAACCUUGCUGGCAGCGAUUUGGCGAGAGCCUUUUGUUGGCUCGCUUUGUCUUCGAAUCUGCGGCAGCACAAAAAGCAAAGCUUGCAAAACGACUUGCAAAGGCUGGACUUGCGUCUGCCGCCGGCUGCUGAGCUUGUGAAGAUGGCGCUGAACAAGCCCGAGACAGAACUCUUGGCCAAGAAGGCAGCUGCCACUUUGGAGAAACAGGUAGAGAAGCAGAUGGAGAACUUGAAAGCUGCCGGCUUGGACGAGAAGGCCCUGCAGGCUUUCGCACAGAAGGCUGGGACAAAGCUGGGUGCCAUUCACGUCUAG
Messenger RNA from Symbiodinium natans, 420 nucleotides. The record is from the annotation of a GenBank genome assembly. NCBI's taxonomy places the organism in Eukaryota, Dinophyceae, Suessiales, Symbiodiniaceae.